This is a messenger RNA of Fraxinus pennsylvanica, 480 nucleotides long. The record is from the annotation of a GenBank genome assembly. Lineage: Eukaryota; Viridiplantae; Streptophyta; Magnoliopsida; Lamiales; Oleaceae.
AUGGAUCCCAAGGGCUCAAAGCAGCCACAGGAGGUGUCGAGUUUCUUGAAUAACAGCGCCGGGAUGGGCGAGAUUAAGGCGGCAGAGAUGAAAGACUUUCAGAUUGUUGUUGCAGAGAAAGAAGAAGGGAAGAAACAGGCACUGGCACCCAAAAGAAGCUCGAAUAAAGAUAGGCACACGAAAGUUGAAGGCAGAGGGAGGAGGAUAAGGAUGCCUGCCCUUUGGUUUGACCUGUCAUCAAGCAAUAUUGGGCCGAUGAGUUUUACCUCAAUUAUGGGUACUAGUACUAACCAGCAGCUUCCAGGGUUGGAGCUUGGGCUAUCACAAGAUGGUCAUAUUGGGGUUUUGAAUCCUCAGGCAAUGAGCCAGCUUUACCAGCAGAUGGGACAGUCUAGGAUGCACCCUCAACAGCAGCAGCAUCAAAAUCAGCAUCAGCAGCAACAAUCUCCCAAGGAUGAUUCUCAAGGAUCGGGACAGUAG